Echinococcus granulosus is the source of this 1500-nucleotide messenger RNA. RefSeq names its product Excitatory amino acid transporter. The transcript has 10 exons. NCBI's taxonomy places the organism in Eukaryota, Metazoa, Platyhelminthes, Cestoda, Cyclophyllidea, Taeniidae. Gene Ontology annotation, biological process: L-glutamate transmembrane transport. The coding region runs from base 1 to 1500 and encodes 499 amino acids. Gene Ontology annotation, cellular component: plasma membrane. The record is from RefSeq and is a predicted model, not a curated record. Gene Ontology annotation, molecular function: L-glutamate transmembrane transporter activity; neutral L-amino acid transmembrane transporter activity; glutamate:sodium symporter activity.
AUGGGGCAUCCAAACAUCAUGUCUUCCAAGGACAUACCUUUCUCGGAGGACGAUAGUGAGUUCGAGAAGCCCCAGGUAGAGACUCCAACGGGGUGCAAGGCGUCAUGUGUGAAGAUCCUUAAGGACAAUCUCUUUAUGAUCCUCAUUCUCGUCGGUGUGGCGGUGGGAUUUGGUCUCGGUUUCGGCCUACGCACUGCUACUAAGUCAUCUAUCGCAGAACAGUGGAUAAAUCUGAUUGGCACUCUGUACAUUAAUGUACUGGACCUAACAAUUCUUCCAUUGAUUGCCUCCAAUCUCAUCAUCGUGAUCUCCAAUAUCAAUCCAAAAGAGCAAGGCCUGACAAGUGUGAUCACACUUGCCUUCAUCAUCGGAAUGAACAUUCUUGCAUCUGCUAUUGGAACAAUCACUUCAGUCAUCAUCAAACCAGGUACGGGCAUUACUAAAUUGGAGAAUGCAACCAAUGAAGAUGAUCCCAACCUAAGGGCAACGGCCUCUGACGUUUUUGCUGAUCUUUUAUUGAACAUAUUCCCCGACAACAUUGUCGCCAUGUGCAUUCAACAAACAAAAACGUAUUACGAAUACAAAGCAGGAACGAAUAAAACAGAAAAAGUGCGCAUUGUCGGGACCGCAUCUUCGAAGGAUCUCAUUGGCAUCCUCAUGGUUUCAAUCGCUUUCGGUUUGGCCGCGAAAGCAGCAGGCAACAAGGGCAAGGCUUUUCUUGACUUCUUCCAAUCACUCUGUGAAGUUACUCUGAAACUGGUCCGAGUUUUCCUCCUGUUAACUCCAGGUGGUGUGUGUUUCAUGAUUGCUGCGGCUAUCAUGGGAGUAGAGGACGUUGCGGGCACCUUCUCCAAAGUGGGCCUGUUUGUGGUCACCGUAACGGCUGGAACAGCUGUGCUUUUCAUCCUGAUUUUGCUCCUCUACUUUGUUACAACUAUGCGCAAUCCCUUCAAGUUCCUCCCACGUACAAUCAAAGCCUGGUUCAUCAGUUUUGCUACAACGUCUCCGAUUGUCUCGCUACCAGAAAUGUUCCAAGGGUGUGAUGAGUUUGACAUUCGACCGGAGAUCUCACGGUUCUUCUGUCCAAUCGCCACUACUAUGAAGUCGGAUGGUCCAGCGAUAUUCAUCUCCUGCGCUUGCAUGUUUGUGGCACAGUUGGAGCUUGAUACCGUACCACCCACCACUGUAGUUGUCAUUUGGCUGUUAACGUCGGUGUCAGUAAUGGCUAUUCCGCAUGUCCCAAGUGCAAGUAUCCUCAUUGCAAUGACUAUUCUGAAUUCCGCUGGCGUUCCAACAAGGAGUACUGUAUACCUCUACGCCAUCGAUUGGCUCCUUGACCGCUUCCGUGCGGGAGUUGCUACAACAGUCACCAUGUAUGGUGCAGCCAUUUUGCAUGCGUAUGACCAAAGAAAAUCAGCGAAGGAAGAUCACGAUUUCAUAGAUGAGAGUGACCAACCUUCUGCCCAGGGGUCCCAGAUUAAGCGUCUCUGGGAUAAAUAG